Messenger RNA from Eruca vesicaria subsp. sativa (arugula), 315 nucleotides. The record is from the annotation of a GenBank genome assembly. NCBI's taxonomy places the organism in Eukaryota, Viridiplantae, Streptophyta, Magnoliopsida, Brassicales, Brassicaceae.
AUGGAAGGGAAGAUCCUCAACGGAAGGAAGCUGACGGUUUCGAUCGCCGCGGAUAACGGGAGAGCGUCUGAGUUUAUAAAGAAGAGAGUGUAUAAGGAUAAGUCGAGGUGUUAUGAGUGUGGAGAGGAAGGGCAUCUUUCGUAUGAGUGUCCGAGGAAUCAGUUGGGGCCUAGGGAGAGACCGCCGCCUCCGAAGAAAAGGGGAAGGAGGAGGAAGGGGAGGGUGAGGAUUCUAGGGGUUGGUCGGGGAAGGAGGAGGUGUUUGGUGAGGAUAAUUGGGCUUCUGUGGUGGAUAAUGAAGCUGGGGAGAGGCUGA